Myotis myotis is the source of this 1642-nucleotide messenger RNA. It is a transcript of the gene EIF4A3, whose product is annotated as eukaryotic translation initiation factor 4A3. Lineage: Eukaryota; Metazoa; Chordata; Mammalia; Chiroptera; Vespertilionidae. The coding region runs from base 85 to 1320 and encodes 411 amino acids. Gene Ontology annotation, cellular component: nucleolus; catalytic step 2 spliceosome. The transcript is spliced from 12 exons. Gene Ontology annotation, molecular function: mRNA binding; RNA helicase activity; ATP binding. The record is from RefSeq and is a predicted model, not a curated record.
CCUGUCGGCGGCGGCUGCGCGGGGUCGUGCUUCCGCUUUUCUCCGCCGGGGCGCGCGCGCUCCUCUAUCAGCCGACGCGGGAUCAUGGCGGCCACCGCCACGAUGGCGAACUCGGGGUCGGCGCGGAAGCGGCUGCUCAAAGAGGAGGACAUGACCAAAGUGGAGUUCGAGACCAGCGAGGAAGUGGACGUGACGCCCACGUUCGACACCAUGGGCCUGCGGGAGGACCUGCUGCGCGGCAUCUACGCCUACGGGUUUGAAAAGCCGUCCGCCAUCCAGCAGCGCGCCAUCAAGCAGAUAAUCAAAGGGAGAGACGUCAUCGCACAGUCUCAGUCUGGCACAGGCAAGACCGCCACCUUCAGCAUUUCCGUCCUCCAGUGUCUGGACAUCCAGGUCCGUGAGACCCAGGCUUUGAUCUUGGCCCCCACGAGAGAGCUGGCUGUGCAGAUCCAGAAGGGCCUGCUCGCGCUGGGCGACUACAUGAACGUGCAGUGCCACGCCUGCAUCGGCGGCACCAACGUGGGGGAGGACAUCCGGAAGCUGGACUACGGGCAGCACGUCGUGGCCGGCACGCCGGGACGUGUCUUCGAUAUGAUCCGGCGCAGGAGUCUGAGGACACGUGCGAUCAAGAUGUUGGUUUUGGAUGAAGCCGAUGAGAUGUUGAAUAAAGGUUUCAAAGAGCAGAUUUACGACGUGUACAGGUACCUGCCCCCGGCCACACAGGUGGUGCUCAUCAGCGCCACGCUGCCCCAUGAAAUCCUGGAGAUGACCAACAAGUUCAUGACGGACCCCAUCCGCAUCCUGGUGAAGCGUGAUGAGUUGACGCUGGAAGGCAUCAAGCAGUUUUUUGUGGCGGUGGAAAGAGAGGAGUGGAAAUUUGACACGCUGUGUGACCUCUACGACACGCUGACCAUCACGCAAGCCGUCAUCUUCUGCAACACCAAGAGGAAGGUUGACUGGCUGACGGAGAAAAUGAGAGAAGCCAACUUCACGGUGUCGUCGAUGCACGGGGACAUGCCGCAGAAGGAGCGGGAGUCCAUCAUGAAGGAGUUCCGCUCCGGCGCCAGCCGGGUGCUCAUCUCCACCGACGUCUGGGCCCGGGGCCUGGACGUCCCUCAGGUGUCCCUGAUCAUCAACUAUGACCUGCCCAACAACCGGGAGCUCUACAUCCACAGAAUUGGGCGGUCGGGGCGGUAUGGCCGGAAGGGCGUGGCCAUCAACUUUGUGAAGAACGACGACAUCCGCAUCCUGCGGGACAUCGAGCAGUACUACUCCACGCAGAUCGACGAGAUGCCCAUGAAUGUUGCCGAUCUGAUCUGAGGCAUCUGCUGCGCUGGGGACGCGUUGGCCGGCUCUGUGUCCCCUCGGGACUGUCCAGAGCAGUUUCUCCUUAAGGUGGUUAUGAUGCACAUGUGCUGGAACCUUGACCCCUCUGACCACAUUGUCCGGGCGUGGCAAUACCUGCACCUCAUGGGGAGAAGGCUGUAUGAAGGCACACUAAGUUCUUACAAAGUGGAAAACAAGUCUAUAGUAGCACCUCAAAACCCGCCCAGGAUUCAGUCUUGGGUUCUGUCUUCUUUUCUUACCUACAUGUAAAUAAUGCUUUGCUUUUGGUCUUUUUCAUUAAACAUUUUAAACUUUG